Melitaea cinxia (Glanville fritillary) is the source of this 6443-nucleotide messenger RNA. RefSeq lists its product as uncharacterized. The record is from RefSeq and is a predicted model, not a curated record. Bases 163 to 6330 code for a protein of 2055 amino acids. The transcript has 11 exons. Lineage: Eukaryota; Metazoa; Arthropoda; Insecta; Lepidoptera; Nymphalidae.
UAUAUUUGACGUUAGCGUUCGUUUGCUUUCUACUACGGUUUUGUUUGAAUUUUAAGAUUUGACAGAUGGCAUAAAAGCGGUCAACGCUCUGAAAAGUUGUUAUUAUUUUAAAAAUUAAUUAUACAGAAAUUUUCUAAGCUUAUUAGAGAAACAGAUGUUGCUAUGACUUCCGAAAAUGACGUCUUAAAAACAAAUGAAUUCCUACGAAGGCGGAAAUUGAGACUGCAACAAGUUAGAGAACAAUCAAAAGACAUAGCUAAGAAAAUUAGACAACGUGCUAAAGUAGAAAAGUUGCGGCAUGUUGUACAUAUUGACUCUAAAAAGGAAAAAGAAUAUUUAGAGUGCCAAGAGAAGUUAGUGAAACGCUUGGAAUUACUCUAUUCUAAGAACUUGCAAAAUGUCGGAACUAGUCAUAAACAGGCAGUGGAAGUUAGUGAAUCAGAAGUAUUAGAGAAAGUAGAUUUAUCAAAGUUACGUGGAAAAGAAGCAGUUGCAGAAUUAAGGAAACAAAAACAAGAAAAAUUAGAUGAACAAAAGAAACUUUUAGACAGGAAGCUACAAGCAAGAGAGGCAGCGAAUGAAAUAAGCCGUGAGAAAUCUUCUACUAUUGCUAAGAAUUUGACUAGACAGACAAAGAAAGUUGAUCAACAACCUAAUAAAUCAGCAAGUAAUUUUGAAAAUGUCAAUGAUAAAAAUGAGAAUAAAGAUUCUCAAAAAAGCAACCCUGAUAUGACAAAAACAGAUAUGGCCACACAGUGGGAUUCGGGAGAGGUGCCAAGCGAAUGGGUUCCUAAUGUACCACAAUUAUUAUUACCUAAAGAAAGUGCAGCUGAUGAAGCAGUUGAGAACACAGAAAAAUCAGACAAUAAUAAGAGACCUAACUUAUUUGCAUUGAGCGAGGAUAUGCCAUCCAGCUUACGAGGUGGAUUAUCAAGUGUUCCAGAACAGCUUGUCCCAUUAAAACCUUCUUUGACUCUUGUAUCUGAAUAUUUGCAAAAUAGAAAUUUACGGUUAAGGCAAUUUGAACCAAUCAAAAAACCAACAGACGAUUUGCAAAGCAUUAAACAGACAAUCCUUCGUACUAGAGCUUCGAGAACAGAUGGUAGUGUAUUUGACAAUAUUUGCCAUGUUUUAGAUGAACAAGUUAUUCCAGUGCCUUCCUGGCAAGCCGAAAAAAACCUUUCCUUUUCAGGUAAUAAAGAAAAAUCCUUUAGGUCCAAUGAUCCAGAAGUUACUCGAAAGAAAUCUAUAUCCGUCUAUAAUCAUAAUACAAGGGAUAUCAAGGAUGUACCAUAUGGGAAAGAACCAUUUGUUUCUCAUGAAAGGAGAAGUGAAGAAGAUGCCUAUUCUCAAGCAUUGCAAGAAACGGCUAGUGCAAGUAAUGUGGAGAAAGAAAAGCUUCACAAAAAGCAGCAGGACAUGAGAAAUAAAAUCGCUGUAACUAAACAGAAUGUGGAUAAAGAGUACAGAGAUACUUUAGCAUUUUUAAAUUCUCUUUCUAAAGACAAGGAUGUUAGUCAUACAACAUAUGUAGAUGAUCAACGGAGACAAAUACAAAAUGCCAAACGUCAAAGGGAGAUGCAGCAAGAAUUCCAAAAAAUUGAAAAAGAAUGUCACAAACAAAAUUGCAAGAGUCGGAGUAAAUCUAAAUCACCAGUGAACAUUGAUGAUCAACAAAGAAGAAAUUUCGAAUAUUCCUGGAUGCCAGUGCCUGAGAGUGACGACAAUUUUACAAUUCACACUCUUCCUACAACAACCAAAACAAAGUCUGGCAAUACAGUUAAGUUUAGUGAACCCAAUAGCUACCAUGAAUACAGAUCAAGGCAUAAACACACUCCACCGACUAAAGAUGUAAAUGAUGAUAGACGUAGCAAGAAAAUUGUUGAAACUGUUAUUGUACAACAAAAUAACCACGAUGAUGAGAGUAUACCUGUCUCCGAAACUAGCUCUGUUGAAAAUAUGAGUCUUGAAAGUGAUGAAACUGAACUUAACGUUGGCUCGAAAUUAAGAGACGCCGAUAGAAUUAUUAUAUACAAGAUUUUAGAUUCAAGAAGUAAAAACAUGAAAAAACACAAAAAGGCUGAAAGUAUACUAAAUAAGGGAAAAUCUGUCAUGUCUGUUGAUCAUCCUUUUGAAAGAUCAAAAUCGGGUAAUUUCGAAAAUAGAGAUGACAACGUACAGAAAGCCGGUUCCUUUGAACAGUUACAGGAAGGAGUCUACAAAGGUGUAAGCAGUAAUAGGGACAAUAUAACAUCUAUUAACAUUCAAGAUGAAGAGGAAAAUGUUGAAAAUCAAACCAGAGGAAAAGGUAAACCACUCCAAUCUUGUGGUUGUGGCAAAGCUCCUUCGAAUACAAGCGAAAAGGAUGUUCAAAAGGAUGGAGGAGAUAACACAUCAAGAUCAAUGAAACCAACUGUUAGUUGCCAAUGUGGGAAAAAGAUCCAAGACAAUAAUUUAUUACCUCAAUCCUCUGUUACAUCUGCAACAUCUUUCAAGACUGCUCCUAAUGAUAAAACUAAUGUUACCCCUGAUACUGGAUUUCUUAAACUAAUAGAUGAAGGUGGAUUUGAAACUGGUAAAUUUUAUAUUGGUGCUUCAGGUUUUAUAAAAGACGACAAUUACGAAGUUGUUAUUCAAUUGAGGAAAAAAGAAGGAGAAAAAAAUAACAAUCAAGAAAGUAGAGAUGCCCCUAUUCCUGACAUAGUAGCCGAAAAACUUGGGAUAACAUCUUUUGAGAAUAAACAGAGUACAGUAGAUGAAAGAGAAUCAAAUCGUUUAUCGAAAAAUGUUGAGGAAAAUCUAGUUAAUUCUCAAAAUUUAAUUACAAAUAUGGAAACAAGCAAAGUCGAAGAUAGCAGCAGUGAUGAAGUGCUGAUCAAGAAACAACAAUCAUUAAGUAAAGAAAAAAGUGGAGAAAAUUUGUCAGAAUUAAUUGGAAAACCGCAACCAAUGAAUAUGUGCGAAAAAGCAGUACACACUUCUUUCAAUGAUUGUUAUGCUAUUCCAGUUAAUUUACCUAAAACUGACCCAUUACCAAGACCUGCUACUUCUACUUAUACACAGACAUCAUUCAACUCGUCGAUACAACGUCCAGCAUUUUUGCAUAUGACUUCUUCAACAUCUACGGCAUAUAUGAGUCCCCCUGAAUUGAUCCUGCCAAAUUUUUUAAAACAUGAUUAUGUGAUGACACAAGAAGAACUGUUUGAGUCUGUUAAUAGUAUUGAUCACACAGAUCCUCAAUAUGAAGUAGUAAAAGAUGACAAGGAUUAUAAAAAUUGUAGUUGUAAACAUUGUAUUCAUGGCAAAAAAACUUCUGCCCUUAGUUUAAAUAUCAAAAGAAAGGCGACUAGUACUCCACCAAAUACUGCUAGAAGCCAUCAUUGUAGGGUCAGGAAUAAAAUAAAACAAAUUGAAAAGAGAAAUUUUAAAUGUCACAAAUGCAGAUGUAGUAGUGAAAUGAAAAUAUGUCAUAAAACACAUAGAAAAAGUACUAAAAGUUGUGAAUCUAAUACAACAAAAGAAUAUUCGUGCGAAAAUAAACACAUGAAAGUACAGCCAAGUAAACAUAAAAAUCCUACUAAAAACAAAGAAGAUCGUACAAUAAAUCCUAUAGUUAAAAACUAUGUCAAUAAACUUUUAGAGUUGAAUAGAGAAGGUCUCAAAGCAGUUGAAAUAAUAAAUCAAGAAUGUAGUACAGCAUCAACGCCGGGUAGCUCGAUUAUUAAUAUACCUACUAAUAAAUGGCAAUCAAGCAAAGCUGUAGAAAAUAAAAUAUCCCUGGAACAGAUAAAGAAUAUUCUUAAGCAACAAAUUUUAGAAAAGAAUUACAAUCAAUAUCACAAAAAUAUGAAACUAACUCAUGUCAAGAAUCCUGAAAGACAAACUGAAAAAGUUCCAAAGUUGUUACUAAAAUGCCCAAAAAAAAAGUCAGUACAUAAGGUAAAAUCAUUAAACAUAUCGCGGCAGCUUCUUCAUAAAAAGAAACAUGAUACUCAUCGUCCUAUAGUUGUAAAUAAAUCAAAAAUUUGCACAUCGACAUCUUCAUCUACAAGAGAAGAAAAUAAAGUUACUUGCACAAAUACAAGAGCUGUUGCAUCUAAAAGUGCUCCUAAAGAUACAUCAAUUGAAAAUUCUGAGUACAAAAACAACACCAGUUCUGAUAUAGCAGAACCUUCUGACAAGAUAGAAUUUAAUAAAGUUGUUAAAAAUUUUACAAGACCAGUAAACAAUGAUCACACGACGGCUCUAGAUUCUCGCAAAAUAAAACCAAAUGUCUCUAAACAAAGUUAUAAAAUCUUGAAUUUACAACCACGUGGAGCAAAAGUUACAGCAUCAUCAUCUGAUUCUGAAGUACCCAGUGUUGUGCUCAGACAUAUAAAGCCACAGCUUUUUCCGACUAAUAUAUCAACUCAAACGAAGGAAACUAUUGACGUCGAACAAAACUUCUUGAAGGUAGCAGAGGACAAACUACAAAAUAUGGAAAAGAUAGCGGAUUUGACUGAUAAGUGCACUAAACGUUUAUCAAAUUUAGCAAAAGUUUUAGAAGAAGUUAGAAGAAAUAAAUCUUUGGUUUACAGCCAAAUUUCAACCUCUGAUUCGGCAUCCGAAUCUGAAAACAAGGCUGAUAAAAAUAAUACUGAAAAAGUACCUAGUUCAGAACAAGGUAUAGCUCCUUCUUAUAAACUUUUAAAGGAAGACAUGAAUAAGCAACUUUUUUCUUCACUUAGAAUUCCAACAAAUUUAGAUGAAAAAAAAAUAUCUGUGGACGAUAAAACUCAAUUUAUACCUUUUUUAAUCGAUAUUCCUAAACCUACAACUUUUAAAACACCUUUAAAUGACGAAAAUAUAUCCAUGAAUGAUAAAACUAUGCCAACACAAAGGGGAAUAACAGAACCUGCCAGUGUUAAAGUUAGAGGAAGACCGCCUGCUGCAUUAUCACGUAUAAAUCUAAAAAAUGGAUCAGAAAUAAACGUCACGCCGCAUGAACUGUCAACUGUCCUUGAAGUAGAUUCACCAAUGAGUGUUAAGCUUAAAAAUAAGUCCUCCCGACAAGAUACUAAAAUUAAUGUGCCUGAAAAAAUUCAAAUAUCCAGAGAUAAUGAAAAAGAAACGUGUUAUGUUUCUCCAGAACAUAAAGGAACUCGGAUUGAUCCAGACUUAUUACAAAGCAAUGUAACUGCACCUAAAGUUCAAUCUAAGGUACUGUCUACAGAUUCUUCUGAUGAAUCUAAAAUUCAAAUGAUUGAUCUAAAACAAUUUAACAAUAUUAUGCUUAAACCUUUUAUUACUUUACAAGAAUAUGCAAAGCAAUGUAAUUUUGGCCUAGAAGACGGAUCGAACGUAGAAGACGUUGUGAAAGGUGAACCAAUAAACGAAGACUUAAGUUCCCUACAUUCGGAUGGUAGCUUACCUGACGUUAUUGCCGAAUUAUUAAAAAGAAAUAUUAUUAGUGAACCUUUCAAGUUUGACACUGCUUCUAAUGGUAAUUCGAGUACUAUGUCAUCUGAAUCAACACUGUCGAUGUUAGCUUUAUCAAAAUCGAAGAAAAAGAAAUCAGGGAUUUUAUUAAAAAAUAAAGAAAACGUUGCAGAUACUUCUGAAACAUUAAGCAUAUCAUCUAAUCCUGAUUUAGAGAAUGCGUUUCAAAAGCUUGGUAUGGGGUGGGCCUCUUCUACAUUAAAAAAGACUAAGGAGAGGUUAGCUUUGUCUUCAUCAACCAAUACUUCUAGUUCAAGUUUGACACAAUUCAAAAUAAAACCUUUUAGCCAGGUCAUGCCUAUUUUAGCAACUGAUUCGACAUCAUCCUUGAUUAAUAACUCUAAUGAUGAACGAAAAAAGUCAAACUCGCCAAGUAAAGUUACAAAUAACCAUCAGAAAAAUGCAAUACAGCAGACUUCGUUAACCAAUUCAAUGACCGUAAAGGAGUUUUUGACAAAUGAAUUAGCUAACAAAAUAACGUUUAGUAAUAAGUCUGCGAGAAAAGAUCCAGAUGAAGAAUUUAUUUCAUUAUAUGAAACUAAUAUGCCUGAUGAAUUGAAAAAUACAAAUAUUGGAAUACAAGAGGAUGGUGAUCAGUCAACAUUAGCCAGUAAUAAUGUUAAGGCACGCACUUCCACUCCAGUGCAGAUAUUUAAGUCUACAACAUAUAAAUCCACUUCUAGUUCUAAUACUUCUAAUGGCUUAUUCAGUAAUGCUGAUGACUUGUCUUCCGUGAAAGGAACCUCUAAUUCUAUGCGUAAUCAUUCCACGUCUGACAAGGACGAUUUGACUAUUCCAAAUUAUAGUUUAAAAACGAAAAAAGAUUUAUCUGACUUUAGUAAAAGUGACUAGUGAUAUUACUUAACGGUUGUUUAUUUAUUCGAGCAAAUAUGAAUUUUUAUAUAAAUAUUUUAAUGGCAUGUUACUUAAAAUUGUUGUAAUUUUUAUGUAUAUUAUGAAUAUAA